GCAGCCCCGCCGGCCCCCUCCGCCGCCGCCUCCUGCAGCCGCCCCCGCCGCUCGCCCCCGCCAUGCCCGGCCCGGCCGCCGGCAGCAGGGCCCGGGUCUACGCCGAGGUGAACAGCCUGAGGAGCCGCGAGUACUGGGACUACGAGGCGCACGUCCCGAGCUGGGGUAAUCAGGACGAUUACCAACUGGUUCGGAAACUCGGCAGGGGAAAAUACAGCGAAGUCUUUGAGGCCAUAAACAUUACCAACAACGAGAGAGUGGUUGUGAAAAUCCUCAAGCCAGUGAAGAAAAAGAAGAUAAAACGAGAGGUUAAGAUUCUGGAGAAUCUGCGAGGUGGCACCAACAUCAUUAAGCUGAUUGACACUGUCAAGGAUCCAGUGUCAAAGACCCCAGCUUUGGUGUUUGAGUACAUCAAUAAUACAGAUUUUAAGCAACUGUACCAGAUCCUGACAGACUUUGAUAUUCGGUUUUAUAUGUAUGAGCUGCUCAAGGCCCUGGAUUACUGUCACAGCAUGGGGAUCAUGCACAGGGACGUCAAACCCCACAACGUCAUGAUAGACCACCAACAGAAAAAGUUGCGGCUCAUAGACUGGGGUUUGGCAGAGUUCUACCAUCCAGCUCAGGAAUACAAUGUCCGCGUGGCCUCGAGGUACUUCAAAGGACCGGAGCUCCUUGUGGACUACCAAAUGUAUGACUAUAGCUUAGACAUGUGGAGUUUAGGCUGCAUGCUGGCCAGCAUGAUCUUCCGAAAGGAGCCCUUCUUCCAUGGCCAGGACAACUAUGACCAGCUGGUUCGCAUUGCUAAGGUUCUGGGCACAGAUGAACUGUAUGGGUAUCUGAAGAAGUACCACAUAGAACUGGAUCCGCACUUCAAUGAUAUUCUGGGACAGCACUCGCGAAAACGCUGGGAGAACUUCAUCCAUAGCGAGAACAGACACCUGGUCAGUCCUGAAGUCCUGGACCUUCUGGACAAACUUCUGCGAUAUGACCAUCAACAGAGACUGACUGCCAAAGAGGCUAUGGAGCACCCAUAUUUCUACCCGGUGGUGAAGGAGCAGUCCCAGCCCAGCUCAGAAAAUGCCGUGCUCUCCAGUGGCCUGACAGCAGCACGAUGAAGACUGGAAAACAACGGGUCCGAUGCUGUUCCUCCCAAUUUUCCAUAAGCAGAACAAGAACCAAAUCAAACGUCUUAUCAGCGUGUGUACAGAGCUGGCGGCCAGACGGCGUUGCGGUGGCAGGGGACGAGACCAGAGACCGCACCGGCUCCAUGGCACCCACCAGUUUAUAAACACAAACCUUACUUCUGAAUGUAAAAGGUUCCUCUGCCUUUGACUUCCUGUUGACCUCUUCUUGACCCAGAAAGCAUGGAAAAUGUGAAGGGUAUGCAAAACGGUUGUUGGCUAAUGUUGCUCCCCCCCAUGCUGACCUUUGCCCCCCCUGAACCCCAGCAUAACGUAUUAACUAGCUGGCUCCAGACUUGAUGCGGCAGGGAGGGGGCAGCGGGGGGAAAUACGGCAUGAUGGACAGUUCUAUAUUAUAAUUAAAGGAAUUCUAUAUUAUUGAAUAAAAGUUUUAAAAGAAAUGUAUGGAGAGUAUUCAGUGUGGAAGGAGCCCUGGGGCAUGCCCCCCUCAGUGGAGGAUGCUGAGGCUGGUCAGAGCCCUUCCUGGUGCUGUCUCCUGCCAUUCGCUUGUUUUCUGUGGUGGGAAGAGAGUGAAUCUGUUGUACAAGGGUGGGCUAGAGCCCGCCGCCUCCAGCUACUGGGCGGGCUUAAGCAGCCGGGCUACUGGAGGACAGGACCUCGUAAAUCGAUAGGAAAACUCCACGCUGGGCCUAGCAUCUUUCCCUCAAUAUCAAGCUCCUUCGGAGGCCUGGAUAAACACUAGACGCUUGGUCCCCCAUGUGGUGUCUGCACUGCAGCAGAGGGUGAGACUGGCUGCCACUUUUAGCUAGUAUCCCAUUUUCCUUCCCCCUGCCUCUGAAGGAAUGGCAGAGCCAGGAAAGGCGCAAAUGCUUUCUCCUUCCCUACCCCAGCUGAGAAGGAUGUGGUACAGGGUGGGGUCUCUCAAGAGAUGCCCUAAUCAAGGGAGGCCUUUGCAACUAUAGUUCAAGAUCUGGCUGCCUGGAGAUCUCAGCUGGAUUUAAAAAAGGAUAAGGAGAUAGCCCCCGUGUCUGCACCAACACCCCUGCCAUGGACACACACAAUGGGUGACUUCAGUCCUCUGAGCCUCUCCCCUGCUCAGGAGGGCUGGGGCAUUCUCAUUAAUCCUAAACACAGCAGACUCCUUAUCCUCACAGUUCUCUGUGGGGACCACUGAGCCCUCCUUCUGUCUGUCUCCCCCCCCGCCCCCCAAGGACCCCCGGGCAGAACCAGCAGUGCUCACAAUGCUUCCUCUUUAGUGACUGCUCCCUGGAGCGCUUCUGACUUCCUCCUCGGCCACUGCCUCGAGCUACACCUCCAUUUGGGUAGUGAAUCGAACGGGCUGGUGGAGUAAACCAGGGCUUUCUCCCUGCUCCUUCCGUCCCUCUAACCCCCGCUCAUAUCAACCCGCCUUCCUGCUAGCGGUAGUGGUGCCACUUGCGUUUCCUGACACCCUCGGUUAAGGAAGAGAUCUCUGUCGGACGGGUGGGCACGUCCUGGUCACGGCAGCCAACUCCUCACCUGCUCAGUCGUCAAGUGUUUAUCCCAGCUGUGUCUCUGCACUGGGCAGGCAGCAUUUCCGAGCCAGUGAGCUUGACUUGAAAUUAACAAACCCAGACGCUUGAAGCUACUUUUUAAAACCCCAGCAGGACUCCAAUUCUACUUUGUCAUUUCUUUUCUCGGGCCCUCCUCUCUGCCUCCAGCUCCCCUUGCCCUCCUCUCUGCCUCCAGCUCCCCUUGCAUAGUUUUUAUCCAGCGCCUUGGUACUGAAGCUGUCUGUUGUAAGGCUACCUCUGAUAUAAGGCUAUCUGCUGUAUGUUUUGUCUCCUGGCUCUUUGGAAGCUCAUUAUAAAUACCUCUUUAUAACAAGCACCUCCCUGUAAUGUACGUUUAGUAUCUUCUAAGCCUUAUAGAAGUGGUGCUAUGUAUGUGUGCGUGUGUAUAUAAACUCUGUAUUUAUUAUCUGUU
Trachemys scripta elegans is the source of this 3107-nucleotide messenger RNA. RefSeq names its product casein kinase 2 alpha 2 (gene CSNK2A2). Bases 63 to 1115 code for a protein of 350 amino acids. NCBI's taxonomy places the organism in Eukaryota, Metazoa, Chordata, Testudines, Emydidae. The record is from RefSeq and is a predicted model, not a curated record. The transcript has 12 exons. Gene Ontology annotation, cellular component: nucleus; cytosol; protein kinase CK2 complex. Gene Ontology annotation, molecular function: protein serine/threonine kinase activity; ATP binding. Gene Ontology annotation, biological process: regulation of chromosome separation; protein phosphorylation.